This is a messenger RNA of Fibroporia radiculosa, 1242 nucleotides long. RefSeq lists its product as uncharacterized. The transcript has 3 exons. Gene Ontology annotation, biological process: negative regulation of transcription by RNA polymerase II. The coding region runs from base 1 to 1242 and encodes 413 amino acids. Gene Ontology annotation, molecular function: protein binding. The record is from RefSeq and is a predicted model, not a curated record. Lineage: Eukaryota; Fungi; Basidiomycota; Agaricomycetes; Polyporales; Fibroporiaceae. Gene Ontology annotation, cellular component: transcription repressor complex; nucleus.
AUGUCUGGUUCGUCUGACAAGGCCAUUCGAGUGUGGGACGCGAACACGAGGCAGCAACUGGGUGAGCCUCUUGAGGGCCACACGGGCUCGGUCAGAUCUGUCGCAGUCUCACCCGAUGGGCAGCGAAUUGUUUCUGGAUCGUCUGACAAGACCGUUCGAGUGUGGGACGCGGACAUGGGGCGGCAACUAGGCGAGUCUUUCAAGGGCCAUACAUCCUCAGUCAGAUCUGUCGCAAUCUCACACAAUGGCCAACGAAUCGUGUCCUGUUCGGAUGACAGGACCAUCCGAGUGUGGGAUGCAGAGAUGGGACAGGAAUGGUGCCGGCCUCUCCAAGCCGAUAUGCUAAGGGUGAACUCUCUCGCAAUCUCGUAUGACGGCCGGCGGAUCGUGUUCAGUGUUUCUGACAACACCAUCCGAGUGUGGGACGCGGUCACAAUGCAACAACUGGGCGAGCCUCUCGCGGGGCAUACAGACGUGGUCGUGUGGGACGCGGAUGCGGGGCGACAAUUGGGCGGACCCCUCGAAGGUCAUACAUCCUCGAUCAUAUCUGUCGCUAUCUCAUACGAGGGCCUGCGAAUCGUGUCUGGUUCACAUGAUAAGACCAUCAGAGUAUGGGGCAAAACCAUCGCAGUCAGAACCUCACUAGAAAGCGAAGUGACGCCGUCUGAACUUCCAAUCUCCAUCGUGGUCGAUGCUUCGCGGUCGAAUAUACUUCCUUCCACGGGCGCGAGUGCACUGAACCUCAAGUCAUACGUAUCCUCCAAUUCGCACAUCCGCGGUCAUUUUCUACACAAGGUGGUGGAAUGGACACGAAGACAGAUAGCCCGAUUAGUUCCUCGCGGGCGGAAACUUGCUCAUUCCAGGUUUCGAUGGCAAACCCUGAGCGAGGAUAUGGCUUGCACUUGCAACUUCAAUAAUCCAGAUCAGAACACCAAUAUUGAUACAGUGGCUCUGUACAAUCGUCCAUUGUGCUACUUAUCGAAUUUGGGGCACGCCUUGAACUUCCCGGCUUCAUUUUGGGGAGAUGCUCCACCUUCUGUUAUCAUGCCAGACCAGGAUGGGUGGAUUAUUGGCCCCAAUGGCCAACUUCUGCUCUGGGUGCCAAUCCAACUCAUGGAGCAGCCACUAAUUUAUGCGUCGGGCAAUGCUCUAGUGAUCCCUGAUGGUGCGUUGCAGCUAGACCUGAGUCAAUUCACCCAUGGAGAGGCCUGGUAUAAAUGCUAUGAUCCCGAUGCUGUGUGA